UCCAGUUCCCAUUACGAAUAUCUCGUCACUGUUUGCCAGGUAUAGGUACACCCAGCUUCCUCUUGCAGCAACACUUACUGUUUAAGACAAAGAGGUGAGCAGGUGCUCCACAGUUUGCAGGUUGUGGUGUCACAAUGUACAAGUCCCAGAAGAGCACAGGCGGAAGUGCAGUGUUCUACAGGUCAGUCAAAGCUACAGAGGAAAUAAGAUCUGGAUACCUGUUCAAGUCUCCUCCUCACAACCGGUUGAAGACAGAGAAAUCAUGGAAGAAGAGGUAUUUUGUGCUGUUCAAAAUCAGUGAAAACGAACAUCAACUGAAGUACUUCAGGAGUCGAGAGGAAAAGGACAGGCCACUUGGAGGAAUAGAUUUGUCACAUAUCUCACUGUUGCACGUGAGCCCUCAACAGCACCAGAAAUGGGCAUGGAUCCAGAAGAACUUCAGGUGCUCCCCAUCCUGUGUGCUCUACCUCAGGGCUCUCGACCGGGACUACUUCCUCGUCGGGGACAACAGCGAGGAAGUGGACGGCUGGUUCUCUGACCUGUUUGACGCCCUGAAAAAUCGGCCGCAUAGAUUUAUGAGUUCAGAGGACAUGUCUAAUGGACAGCAACUUAUUGAGGUUAUUUCAAAACCCAUAAAGCAGAAAAAGAAUUCAGCGGGUGUGCCUGAAAAGCAGCCAACGUUAAAAAUGCGGUCCAUGUCCGACCCAUCCCCGAGUGCUGCGGAUAACAACACUGAAAAACAAAAGCAGGAUGAAGAUAAUUGCAAAAGACGUGCAUCAGAACCUGUGAAUCCAAUCUAUGACUACCCGAGAUCCUACCUAAAACAAAUACAAGUAGGGCUGCAGCUAUUAAUUACAUUCAAUAUCAGGGAAAAUGCUUGGGAAAAUAGUUCAACCCUUGACAACACCACAGAGUCAUUGUAUGAAACAAUGCACGAAGUUAGACAGAAUGAGCAAGGAGCUCAGGCAGUGGAUCGAGAAGUUGAAGAGGUUACCGCUGGCAGCCUGAUGAGGUCUGUCAAUCUGGUAUUUGACAAACUGAAGACCCAGAUUUCACCACUGCCUCCUUUCAGUGAGGAGACAGAUGCUGAGGACAGAGAGGAAGCACAUCCCUCAGACUUCAGCAGCAGCUCCAGUGACACCGGGGCCAUGUCUCCUGUAGAGAUGCUGGAGGGACAAAAUGUGCACCCACUGGAGAAACAAAGUUCUACUGAGAGAUGGUCUACUUGUGAAUUAGAAAAGGAACUUGAAAAGGAAUUUGAAACCCCCACCGUGGCACCGUCUGCGCUAUCGCCAGUCACAAAUCUCGACAUAGGUAUCACUUUCCCCAUCAACGCAGAGGAAAGAGAUAUGGAGGUCAAGCAGGCAGAUUUGAAAAAACACCUGACACUAACAGAAGUGGACGGGAAGCCGAGUGUGUCUGGGUGGACGGGCCAGCCACAGACAGUGUGCCUCUUUCACAAGGGAGACCAUAUCCUGGCAGUAAAUGACUUGCACGUCGGCAGCGUGGAGGAGUUCAAUAUGUACAUCAGCAAGUCACUCAAGAGUGAGGUGAAACUGACCAUCCUGCGUCAGACUGGACGCCAGCCUCUGCACUACCCAAACUGCCCCUGCACUGACUGACUGCAAACUGAUGAUUAGAGAUGAGACAGUUAUUUCUACUAUUAUGUCUGGGUGUGUUUAAAAUGGCUCUUUGAGGCACUUCCUGCCUACAGUUGGUGGGUUUGUAUCACUUUAGACAACAGACAGUAUUUUUCCAAGGCUGUGGUCAGUUCCUAUUGAUCUGUCCCUCUGCUAGUUUACUCAGUUUAAAGGUAGAGUACAGCUUGAAGUGAAGGUGAAAGAUAAAAAUGAAUACGUCAUGACUCUUGUAAUGUAAAAAGAUGUGGUUUGUGUAAACAAUGACUUGCAGUUUUAACAUGAUUCAUAAUGUGUUGAUUGUGUGUUGCAUUUGCUGUAGAUGCCUGUUCUUAGUAGUUGUGCUCUGAAGGAAACAAAGGGGAGAUUUUUUUACUUAAACAAGUUUCCUCAUACCUGCCUGUAUGAUGCCAAAAACACAGGGCACUCUCACAACACAACUCUCUGGACCAGAGACAAAUGUGAGAUAAAACCUGAACUGCGUAAAGCAUGACGUGCAAAAAUGGUGCAAUACGCAGACAACUUGACAGUGAAGUGUGCUGAUGAUGGAAGAUUUCUGGAGAUGUGAUCUUUUCUUGCCACUGAAUCCCUGAUGUGACCUCUGUGUGAAAGCUAUUUUUAGAAAAUUAACUUUAAGCCAAGAUGACAGGAAGCAACAGCGAUCAUACGUGGUUUAACAAGAUCAUGAUGUUGUGCAUAAGCCAAGAUGCCCUAAUUCAACAUUUAUGAUCCUAUCAUAGAAAUAAAUUGUAUUUUGAGAAGAUAUAUAUUGUUGCUGUAAAUAUUCAAAUCUCAUUUAUGUCUCACAAGUUAGAGCAUUUAUUGUCAUAUAUAGCUAAAAACAAGUGCAUCCCAGUGCAGUGAAAUUCUUCCUUUUGCAUUCUGAAUGCCAUUUAUCAAUACAGAAGCAUGAAGAAUAAAAAUGAAAAAAUAUAAGAAGAAAAUAAAUACCAGAGGAGAGGACUGUAGUUCAUAAAGAACAAUUGAGUUGCAUGACUGUCAUCACCCAGCAAUGCUGAUUCAUUUCCAGUUUGCUCAGUAUGAGGCACCUGUGGCGGCAUUUCUGGCUGAUGACACCUUUUUUAGAGCACAAGAAGAUCAAACUGUAACACUAUGUUGAAAUGUCUCCUCUAUGUAUGUGUUACUAGUAUUUGUUUAUAACUUGGCCUUUUCUUAUUUAUCUUGAGAAUACGUUGACUGUAAUUAGGGGUUGUGUAAUGACAAAAGAUGUAGGAAGAAACCACACCUUGAGGAAGAGUCCUGUGAAUUAAUACAGAGAUGGAAUGGUUUUGCACCUCAGGCUGCAUUUCACCUUUUUCUCUGUGAUGCGAAACAGAAAUGGUGACUCAGAAAAGCGGGGAUACUCUGCCGAAAUGUCAUUUUAAUAUAACCUGGGAAAAUGGUUUUAUUUUUUAAAAUUAUGACUAGUGACGAGAGCAAUGCCCUUCCCGAAAAAAGACAUUAUCUGCAAGACCUGUUUGCUUGAACUGCUACAAACCUCUUUUUUAAUAUUGAAAAUAUGUUUUUUAUUAUGUCCAGUGACCAAUGUCGACAGAGGGCAAGGAACAAAGCUUGUCUCUAAAAUCUUAACAUCAUAAAACAAUAUUAUCAGAUACGGUUAAUAUUCAGACGAGUCCUUUUUCCCACGACAUUGUAUCAGCCUUUCCAAGGCUAAUGUUUCAAGUUUUGAUGGAGGUUGUUGACAGAUAUGAAUCCUGACAGAGAAACUAGUCAGAGCAUUAUUUUUUAAAUUCCAUUCUUCAACUGUGAUAUUCAAGCUGUGCUGUAUUGUAAAUACACUCUACUAUAAAUAAAUGCAUCCUUUGCAAGUAUGUUGCAAACGCAGGUUGUGCUGGGACAAUAAAUUGCUGUAUUAUUUUUAAUAUGAUUGUGAAUAAAUUUGACCAGAUUAAGUAAA
This is a messenger RNA of Lates calcarifer (barramundi perch), 3555 nucleotides long. RefSeq names its product pleckstrin homology domain-containing family S member 1. NCBI's taxonomy places the organism in Eukaryota, Metazoa, Chordata, Actinopteri, Centropomidae. Bases 135 to 1622 code for a protein of 495 amino acids. The transcript has 18 exons. Gene Ontology annotation, molecular function: protein binding. The record is from RefSeq and is a predicted model, not a curated record.